UCAGCUGGGCUGCCAUGGCCAGGACCCGCCUUGGUGCCAGGGCCAGGCUUUCCAGCUUGGGGAGGUCGUUGUGCCGAUGCAGCUGCCUCCAUCCCGCGCCGCCUCCUGCUUCCCACGGGGGCUCCACAGGCAGCCCCCGGCAGCACCGCGGCACACCAGGACAACCAGCUCGUCCCUCGCUGGGAACAGGCUGUCACCACUGCCCAGACCAGCAGUGUCACAGAGCCAUCAGAGCCUCUGCACACAGGACAGGCUGGAGGGUUGGGAGUCACCGCCCUGGAGGACAGUGACAUGGCCAGAAAGAGCAUCCCCACCAGCCUUGCUUGUCCACACCUCCCUCCAAGGGCCUCAAGGAACGCAGGCAACUCCACGCUGCCUCACCCUUCAGACUCCAGCAGCAGCCUCUGCAAAUGUCAGGCUGUCCCCUCUGCCAGCAGCAGCCUCUGGGUCUCCUCUGAGGGGCAGAGCACGUGCCGAGGGCCUUGUGCCCAGCAGCCACCAAGAGCUUGUGCCACCUGCUCGAAGGGGCAGCAUGGCUGCUGACAGGGCCUGGGAAACACCUUCCCCAGGGAGCAGAACUGCAGGGCUCUGGGAACGGUCAGUGGCAAGACAAGGCCAUCAUCUGCCACCCCUGGGACCUGGACGUGGCUCACCGCUCUGCACAGAGGCCACGGAUGCUCGGAAGGACCUGCUGCUUACCAAGACAGAGGAGCUCGAGCACCUGGAGGAAGAGGACGAUGAAAAAAAUUAUGGAUACGUGUUUAGAGACAUCAUCUCUCAUCUGGAGGAAGAAAGUUCCAUCAAGACCACCUGCACCCCCAAUCAAGCAAGUCUCAGGCAGGAGCCAGUGGCAGGCCCCCAGGUGCUGCCCAGCAUUCCCAACUUGACCAGUGAUGCCACAGCAGAGACAGAAAACUACUCUGAGCACAAGUCUGAUGCCCUGCUUGCGGACCAACAGUCUGUCUCCGAGGACUGGCUGUACUGGGACACUGUUCUAAAGGAGCUACAGAAAGAGCAUGAGGAGAAAGAGGUCCCUGGCACAGAGGCUGCAGGAGAGGGGGACAGUGACCCAGAGAGUGUGUUGCUACUCCCACUGCAAGACAAACCUUGCCCAGUGCCUGCCCAGCCCCUGCCUCCUUCCCCCACAGGUCCCUCAGCCCUCCCACAUUCCCCGGCUCCCCGGCCACGGCGCUCCAUUGUCGGGAUGGCCCGUCGGGCUCUGUGCUGGGUUUUCUCCUUCCCCUGCCUCGGGGGACAGGGAGAGGAGUGACCCCAGCUGCCAGCAGCAGGAGGAUCCCCAAAGGUGGCUCUUCACCCUGAGGAUGUGCAGUUCCCAGAGGGUACAGGAUGGAUGGGGCCAGAGGCAGCCACCUGCCACAGGGACAUCCUGCUGCUGCUGGACCCACCCCGUCACUCCCACUGGUCAAGGACAGCCGGCUGAGGAAGGAUUACAGCAGCACAUCGUAGAAUCCCAGGAAAGCUGACUUUAGCCACAGGGUGGAUUGUGGUGGUGCAUCCCCCCGCCCAUCCCAAGGCCCCACUGCGACCUGGAAAUGCUCAUUAGGCCUUGAUGAACUGUACGUGGGCUUAUCAGGAGCAUUGUUCCCAGGAACUAACAGUGGUCUAACAAGCACCUGCUUUUUAAUAAACAGCCUCAGAAACUUAAUUUUCUUCCUUGAAAAACAAACUAAGUGAAAGAAUAUUGUUGUUAUUAAACCCUCAAAGAGAGUUACUAACUGGAAUUGUGGCCAGGAUGGAAAAUUACUAUAAACAAAGCCCACUCCCUUGCGACCCUAUAAACAGAAGUCCGAAGUGAGAGCCUUUGAGCUCUCAGUUUUCAGAAGGUAAGGGGCUAAUGUGCAUGUCUCAAACACCAACAACUACAUGGGUGUGGUGUUACCAACAGCCAAGGACUGUUGGUAAGAACAGACAAGAAUUGUUGGCAAUAACCAAAGACUGUGGGUAUUAACACGCUGUGAGAAAGAACAAGAUGUGGCUUGCAAAGCGGGUCUGGGUGGAAACAGGGCAGCACU
Molecule: messenger RNA, 2033 nt
Organism: Empidonax traillii (willow flycatcher)
Lineage: Eukaryota; Metazoa; Chordata; Aves; Passeriformes; Tyrannidae
Exons: 2
Coding region: 77-1270 (397 amino acids)
Source: RefSeq, a predicted model, not a curated record